UAUUCAGAUCUGAAGAUUAGUCAGAUUCGAGUGUUUUAUUUGAAAUUAGACAAAAUAAUUGAUUGUAAAAAUAGGAAAAUUGCACGAAGGUCUUUAUUAUUAGUCCAUUGCUUUUGUUAUCAUUUUUGAGUUUUCAUACAGCUGAAUGUGUCUAGACAAAUAUUUUCGAUCGCGGUAACAGAGAUAUCAUUUCUUACCGAGUUUUCCGUCUGGUUCCUGGUGAACUGAAAUCACGCGAAAACAAUUAGGCGAAUCGAGUUUCUCCGUGCGAACAGGUGAACAACAAGUACGAGAGCUCGUCAUCCUCUUACCCGGAAUGCGUGCACGAAUAUCAAUCUAUGCUGAGUAUCGAAAGUUCCGUCGAGGGAUUCGUAUCGAGAAUGGACAAAGAUCACUUGUGCAUAACGCCGAACUGCAUGCAAGAGGAUACCGGAGAAGCGGAAUUGAAUCUGGACACGUCGAAUGAUACGAAAACUAAACAAACGGUAAAAUGUAAAUAUGCGCCGGGGAACGACGCAAAUUCCACUUGCAAAAUGAACGAAGCCGCGACCAGAAUACGGAAGAGGAAAGGAAAAUUACGAAGCUCGGAUUCCAAGAGCACGGUCAUGACAAAGGACACGGGUAGGAAGGAAGCGAGAAGACGCAAGAACAAAGGUAAAAUCGUCCCUGCAUCGAGGGGCGAGAAACAUUUAAAGGAUGAAAAAUAUUUAAAGGAUAACGAAGCAGCGAUAAUGAAUAUAAUUAUUUGCCGUCAAAUGUGUCGUCUCGACAGCGUAACAACCGACAGUGUCCAGAAGCAAUACAAUUCGAACGACUCACCGACGCAGUGCAAAGCACACCAACGCGAGCAAACUGUGUACGGCGAGUUCAACGAUUCGAUGUUUACACCCAACUACGAGAUGCCGACUCUGGCGUCGAAGUUGAAGCGCUCGAGUAGAUCGUACUUCGGCAGGUUUAAUUCCCGCAAUAUACCGUUCGUAGUGAGUACCUCAGUGACCCCGAGUCACAAUCUUGGAUUGAACAUUCAGCAAGUUUUGAACGUAAUGAAGACGAGACAACCGAUCAUGGACGACAUUACUCCUUUGUUGAUACGUAAAGUCAGCAGGAGCAUGAGACCGGUAUCAACUCUUCUGGAACAGAUAAACAUGCAGUACGACAGAUCUAUUUUCGACCUCAAGUCGCAGACGACCGGUCAGCUCAACAAUAAGGAAAGUCCGAAUAUUAAGCAAGACAGAAGAUUAUCUAUGCUCGAGUUGCAACACGUGGCGAAGGCACAGAGCGUUCAAACCGCAGAAUCCGAUAUCGCGAAGACGAUUCCUGGAAGCGAUAGCGCCCGAUUUUAUAAGGAGAAGGACGACUUUUACGAGGAGUGCAAGAUGAAGCAGCAGCCCACCGUCGUCGCGAAUAGGAACAGCACAUCGGUACAUGCGAGAAACCAACAACGAAACUCGAGGAUAUCGUUGUUAAGCAAGGAGGACAAUAUCGGCGAUCAUAAAAUGCACGUCGCUGACCCGCAUCAUUCCAAAGAAAUACGCGACGUUUUGAUUAAUCUUCAUGAUCAAUUCGAAGAGAUGAACACGCGAUACGAGACAUUGCAGUCGGAAAUGGAGAGGUCCGACGACGCGGCUCUAUCGAAACAACUGUCCAGCUUGGAGAAAGAGCUGCAAGUGAAAGAGGAGGAGAUCAACGCUAUUGUCGGUCUUUACAAAGAAGUGAUGUCGUUGAAGCAGCAAAUGAAGACGUUGCACAAGAAGAGCAGCCUCGGUUGCGUAGCGACUGGAUCGACCAUAGGAAUGCAAAAGAGCCCUUUCCCGUUGUCACUCAUAUCCGGGAAGUCUCAAUUGACGAAUACCGCGCAAAUUCUCGGCCGACGAAGAGCGUCGAAUGUUUAUGGCGGAACGCGAGAACUGCCUGUCUCCAUGCAGCUGACUGCGUUAUUACGGCAAAUCCAAACCUUCCAUAAACAACUCGUGUCGUAA
Messenger RNA from Harpegnathos saltator (Jerdon's jumping ant), 1979 nucleotides. RefSeq lists its product as uncharacterized. The transcript has 6 exons. The record is from RefSeq and is a predicted model, not a curated record. Lineage: Eukaryota; Metazoa; Arthropoda; Insecta; Hymenoptera; Formicidae. Bases 339 to 1979 code for a protein of 546 amino acids.